CGGCCCCUGCACCUCAGCGCGCGCGGCGGCUGCGGACGCGGAGGAGGAAUCGGACUUGGCGGGGACCCGGCGGGAGCGCGAGCCCUCGGCGCCGGCUGACAGCGCGCCCCGAUCCCCCGGCCCCGAGCCCUCGGCCCCGGAGCCCCCGGCCGCGGAGCGCGCCGAGCCGGCCAUGGGGCGCGCGGGGGCCGCCUGAGCCCGAGCCCGAGCCGGCCGGAGCGCGCGGGGCCCGGGGCAAAGCGCCCGGCGACAGCGGCCUGGCUCGGCCCCCGUCCUUUGUCCCGGUCCCUCCCGGGCGGCCCGGCGCCGGAGCUGAGGGCGGCCGGGUCCUCCCUCUGGGGCGCGGGCGGAGCGCAGGGCGCUCGAGGAGGGGAUCGCGGCGGCGGCGCGGGCGGCCCGGGAAGGCGCGAGCUCCGGAGCGGCUGGAAAUGUCCUGUCUUGGCUGCCUCCUCGUGAGAUACCUGUUCCCGGCCCUCCUGCUGCACGGGCUGGGAGAGGGCUCUGCCCUCCUCCAUUCAGACAGCAGAUCCCAUCCUCGGUCCUUGGAGAAAAGUGCCUGGAGGGCUUUCAAGGAGUCCCAGUGCCAUCACAUGCUCAAGCACCUCCACAGUGGAGCGCGGAUCACUGUCCAGAUGCCACCCACCAUCGAGGGGCACUGGGUCUCCACGGGGUGUGAAGUGAGGUCAGGCCCAGAGUUCAUCACACGAUCUUACAGAUUCUACCACAACAACACCUUCAAGGCCUACCAGUUUUAUUAUGGUGGCAACCGCUGCACAAAUCCUACCUAUACCCUCAUCAUCCGCGGCAAGAUCCGCCUUCGCCAAGCCUCCUGGAUCAUCCGCGGGGGCACGGAAGCCGACUACCAGCUGCACAGCGUGCAAGUCAUCUGCCACACGGGGGCUGUCGUGGAGAAGCUCAGCCAGCUGGUCAACCACACGUGCCCCGGGUUCAUCCCCACUGGGAGCCCCUGGGUGCAGGAUGUGCCCUAUGACCUGUGGCGGGAGGAGGGUGGCUGCGAGUGCACCAGGGCCGUGAAUUUUGCCAUGCACGAGCUUCAGCUCAUCCGGGUGGAGAAGCAGUACCUGCACCACAACUUGGACCACCUGGUUGAGGAGCUCUUCCUCGGCGACAUCCACACCGACGUCUCCCAGAGAAUGUUCUACCGGCCAUCCAGCUACCAGCCCCCUCUGCAGAAUGCCAAGAACCACGACCACGCCUGUAUCGCCUGCCGGAUCAUCUACCGCUCCGACGGCCAUCACCCGCCCCUCCUGCCUCCCAAGCCCGACCUGCCCAUCGGCCUGCACGGCCAGUGGGUGAGCCAGCGCUGCGAGGUGCGCCCCGAGGUCCUCUUCCUCACCCGCCACUUCGUCUUCCACGACAACAACCACACCUGGGAGGGCCACUACUACCACUACUCGGACCCCGUCUGCAAGCACCCCACCUUCACCAUCUAUGCCAGGGGCCGCUACAGCCGCGGCGUGCACUCGGCCCGCGUCAUGGGGGGCACCGAGUUCGUGUUCAAAGUGAGCCACCUGAAGGUCACCCCCAUGGACGCGGCUACGGCCUCGCUCCUCAACGUCUUCAACGGGAAUGAGUGCGGAGCUGAGGGCUCCUGGCAGGUGGGCAUCCAGCAGGACGUGACGCACACCAACGGCUGCGUGGCCCUGGGCAUCAAGCUACCUCACACCGAGUACGAGAUCUUCAAGAUGGAGCAGGACGCCCGCGGUCGGUGCCUGCUCUUCAACGGCCAGCGGCCCAGCGACGGGUCCAGCCCGGACAGGCCGGAGAAGAGAGCCACCUCUUACCAAAUGCCCUUGGUCCAGUGCGCGCCUUCCGCACCCCGAGCGGAAGAUUUCCCAGAAGAGAGCGGAAUGCACCAGUCUGGGGGCGCUGCACCUCCAGCAAGGGCUCUCCCGGUGCUACUCACGGCCGUCACCUGCCUGCUGACUGUGCCACAUUGGGACAUUCUCAGAUAGAAUUCUUUCUGGAAAGUUCUAUUUUCCCAAACCAGGGUCCCUUUACAAUGGACAGAUUUUCUUUAUGGAAAGAAAGGAUGUUUCUUCUUUUGGUGCACUUGAAUGCCUGAGAACUGUCGUUCUUUUUCUUCUCCGCCUUGUUCCCCAACCUCCCAGCCCUGAGUCACAAACAGCACUUGUUUGAAGUUUCUGCUUUGAACUUCAUCCAGUCUGAUCCCUGGCCUCCGCGACUUCACAGUAGAAAUUGCACUUUAAGACUGCGGAGCGAUUCUGGAGAGUGUGUUGUGGAGUGGGGGGUGGGAGAGGGAGUGAGAGCUGGGCCCUUUUGUUUUUUUCUCUCAUUAUAUUUCUGAGUUGAACUUAGAAGAAGCAAAGGUCAAGCUACGACUUUUACUACCAUUUCACUGUGGUCCCUGCCUGUCUCUCUUUGAAAUCAUGUCGCUCUCUGAGUUUUACAGCCUGACUCCAAUGCAUCGUUGGUUUGAGACUUGGAACAAGACACCUUAUAAUGACAUAGAGACCUGGGAGUACAUAUGUACUAAACCAUUUACAGCCUUUAUGUUAAAAAAGAGAGAAGCAAAACUCAUUUCAGAAAUGCUGAUUAGGAAAAUAGCUGUAAUUAAAGUUUCAAAGUAAUUUAACUAUUUUUAUAUCAGUUCCUUUAACUUGUUUAAAAGAGAGGCUGGUGGCAUUUGCUAUAUGUUGGUUUCUGGAUGGUUAGAGGAGGAGUGUCACUGCUGUACCCUGAGUAGACAGGAGUGGUAGAUAAAAGGUCAGAAGCAAUCCCAUUACUGGAUGGACAAGACAUCUCAGUGCUUGAAAUGCCAUGUGAGUGAUUAAAAUGUGCUUGUUCCAUAGUUUCCUCAUCCUGUAUCACAGUACAUUUGGUUAAGCGGGAGCAGAAGGAGCUUAACUUCAGGCAUGUCUGCUGCCUCCAAAAAUAAACACAUAGAGAUGACAGUUUGGUGCUCAGAGUUCUGUAGCAGACCCUUGAUUUGGUGUGUAAUUGAGAUUUGGGCCUACGGUCAUCUUAUUAUUGGACAUGACAGCUUGACUCAGUUUCUUUUCUGCUGUUGACCUGGCACCACAACUGCGGUGUGUUUCCGGAUCAUCUGCAGAAUCUAGAACGUCGGUGCGCCAUUUCUUUCUCACAGAGACACUGGGAGGGUGAAGGAGUUCAUGUCUGUUCAUUACUUUGAAUUAUUACAAAUGGUGCCAUGUCGACAUUGAGUAGUAUCCCUAAAAAAGAGCAAUCGAGGGCACUGGUGAGACCAGGGAGGGAUGUAACGCAGAGAUGGGACUAAAGGCAAACAGGCAAAACAUGAUCGAGGGUAAGAAUCAUGUUUGUAUUUAAGAAUUAACUUUAUGAGAUGUUGUAGCAUUCAGUGCGAUAAAUUAUAAGGAGCAGAAUGGUGUGGAGUACCAAAGUGUUUUAUAUUUAGAUUAUAUUUUGAGUCAGGGUGCAUAGUGAGGUGGUUUACUCCAAAUGAAACUACUAACUUAAUGUCUGCCAAGUUUAAUAAACAGAAAUGUCAAAAAUACUCCCACAAAAUACAUUUUCCCUGUGGAUCUAUUUCAUUCAUGCUAAUGCUGUCUUUAAAGGAUGUAAUAAAAUCAUGUGAUUUACCAUAAAAGUGA
Molecule: messenger RNA, 3614 nt
Organism: Choloepus didactylus (southern two-toed sloth)
Lineage: Eukaryota; Metazoa; Chordata; Mammalia; Pilosa; Megalonychidae
Gene: APCDD1
Product: APC down-regulated 1
Exons: 5
Coding region: 429-1976 (515 amino acids)
Biological process (GO): negative regulation of Wnt signaling pathway
Cellular component (GO): plasma membrane
Molecular function (GO): Wnt-protein binding
Source: RefSeq, a predicted model, not a curated record